CACAAUCGAAACUAAUUUCUUCUCUUCGACCUGUUCCUUCUACCUUCUUUUCCAUUUCUUAUCCUUAUUUCCUUCUUCUUAGCAAUCAUGAGGUUUCUGAAAGAGGGGAUGACUUAUCUGCAUGACCAGGAGUUGUCUGACCAGAUAUCGUCCAACAAGUCUAAAUCUAAUUUUCAGUAAAUAUGGCCGCCAACACAACUUUUUCACUGCGAUCUAUCCUUGAGAAAGAAAAACUUAAUGGAACAAAUUACAUGGACUGGGAUAGGAAUCUGAGAAUCGUUCUCAAACAAGAGCGUAAAGAAUAUGUCCUUGACCAACCAAUUCCUGCUGAACCAGCGGCCAAUGCUGCUAGAGCCAUUAGAGAUGCUUAUGAAAGGCAUGUCCGUGAUGAAGUUGAUGUCACUUGUCUGAUGUUAACUAUCAUGGAAGCUAAUCUUCAGAAACAGUUUCUGAAUCGUCGUGCACAUGACAUCUCUAAUGAACUCAAGAACUUGUUUCAGAAACAAGCACGGAUCGAAAGGUUCGAGACGACCAAAGCUUUGUUUCACACAAGGCUUACUGAUGGAAACUCGGUUGGACCUCACGUGCUCAAGAUGAUCGGGCUUAGGGAUCACCUGGAAAGACUUGGAUCUCCAAUUAGUCAAGAGUUGGCUACUGAUGUGAUUCUCGCAUCACUCACUCCGGCAUAUGACCAGUUCAUCAUGAACUAUAAUAUGCAUGGUCUUGAGAAGACCUUAACCGAAUUGCAUGGAAUGCUCAACUCUGCUGAGCAAAACAUCAAGAAAAAUCGGAGUGACAUUUUGAUGGUCAAAAAGGGGAAGGGGUUCAAGAAGCAUGG
Molecule: messenger RNA, 838 nt
Organism: Cuscuta epithymum
Lineage: Eukaryota; Viridiplantae; Streptophyta; Magnoliopsida; Solanales; Convolvulaceae
Source: the annotation of a GenBank genome assembly